AUGAAAAUGGCUGAUCGUUGCAUUUUGUCACUGCUUUUGUUAUGUUUGACUGUUAUAUGCCAUAAUGGUGAAGCUGCGGAAAGCAACAAUGCGGUUACCGCUAUACCGGAGUACAUCCUACCUUGCAGUCAAAGCGAUCCACAAUUAGACAAUUGUAUCAAGAACUCUUUUAAUCACCUCCGGCCUUAUUUAUCCGAGGGUAUUCCUGAACUGGGAGUGCCUCCAGUGGAACCACUUUUAAUCGACCGACUCGUGAUGGAAAACUCCGCUGGCGCUGUGAGAGUCACGGCUGCUUUCAGCAAUAUCACGGUUGUCGGACCCAGUAACUAUACUAUCACCAAGAUAAGGUCGGACGUGAAGAAACUCCGUAUUGACAUGGGUCUUGUACUGCCGCGUAUCGAGAUAACUGGACGUUAUGAGGUGUCAGGUCAAGUUCUACUCUUCCCUGUUAGAUCACAAGGUGACUUCUGGGCGUCAUUUGGUGAUGUGGUGGCGAUAGCGAAAAUUUUUGGCAAGGAGAGUACGCGGGACAAUGUUAAAUAUAUGCUGGCUGAUAGACUACUAGUGGACUUCAAGUUAAGGACCUCAAGAUUCAAGGUCCGGGACACUGUAAACCACGGAAGCAUUAUUGGCGAAGCAAUGAACCAGUUUUUGAACAACAACGCUGCCGAAAUCAUCGAGGAGAUGAGGCCAGCUGCUUCUGCUUCAAUUGCUAAGCACUUCCAGACGUUCGUCAACGCUGCAUUCUCAAAAAUACCCAUCGAUGUUUGGCUCACGUCAUAA
Molecule: messenger RNA, 783 nt
Organism: Arctia plantaginis
Lineage: Eukaryota; Metazoa; Arthropoda; Insecta; Lepidoptera; Erebidae
Source: the annotation of a GenBank genome assembly